ACUUUCUUUUCAACCAGAAGAAGAAGAACCAAAACAACACACUCUCUCUCUUAACCUACAGGUCCAGAAGCAACUAGCAAGACCACUAAAGAAACAAUGGGACAAGGCAAAGAAGUACUAAAGACCAAAACUGAGGAUGCCCAAGUUGAAAUCCAGGAGAGAGGGGAGAUAUUCUUCUUUUACAGGCCAAAGGUGAAUAAAGAAGAAGCUCACAGUCCAGACGAUGUGCAACGUUUGUACGUUGUUUUGAGGCCAGAGUCUGGUGAGAGGUCAAUCGAAGAGAAGCAAGACGCGGAUUCAGGAAAGGAAGGGGCAAAGAGGAAGGGGUCAGAUAUUGGGGAUGAAGGAGGUUCUGGUGGUAGUGAAGGGGAAGGUGGACAUGGGAAGCAGGAGGUGAAUAUCGAGAAGCAACCAUUGCUGAGGUUCAUAGUGAUGGGAAGGAAAAGCCUUCCUGAUCCAGGCAAGAAGAGUAGACCUUACUGGGGUUUCGUGGAGUUGGUCACAACAAAUAUAGAUGAUGUCAAGUCUUCCCUUCAGGAAGAGGAGUAUGAUACUAAAACCAAAGGACACAGACAUACAUCAGCAGCAAGGGCACUUGGAGAAGGCAUUUAUCGUAUCUUGAGGCAUAAAGAGGGGAAGAAGAAACCACACUCUCAUUUGAUCUACAAGCUUGAGUUUCCACCUGAAGAUGAGUACAAUGAGCCUCAGGAAUCGCUAAACAUUAAACAUGAAGGCUCAUUUCAUAUUCAAAUAAAAAACCCAGAGCAACAUGGCAGCAGUACUUCACAGUACAGAGGGCUGCAGAGCAAGCGGAAGGCAGUGUUUCCUGCUCACUUACAAGGCCAGUUUGGGAAGCUACGGUAUCACCCGGCUGAUCCACCUGAUUUUUUGAACUACGAAGGAUGCGAGUUCUUGCUCAUAUCAGCUUCGGAUAAUAUAGAAGAGGAAUUGGGCUUGGAGCUUCAGACCGAGGAGGUAGAAGCUGAUGAGUCUUGUUCUGAUUUGGUCAAGACUUUUGGGGAGACUGCAUCUACUACCCCUCUUCUGAAAGGCGCUUGGGUUUGAAAACCAACUGUUUGACUGCUACCUUUUUGUUUGUUAUGUUCCCUUCCACCACUAGGAAAUGUUCUGUAGUGUUUUUUAUUGUAAGUAACGUGUGUAUGUAAUGUUGUGUGAUAUUAGGCUACUUUGUAAAGUUGUGGGAGUACCUCUUCUGUAGUUUGUGAAUAUAACUAGUACAAGUUUCUUCUAUGCGUGCUUUGAGACUAAGAAGAGGAUUACCUAUUGUGCAAUUUGUGCAUGUAAUUCUGUUGACAACCUCAACUCUUAUUAGCACAGUGAUCGGCCACGUAAAUUUUGAAGUAAAAGUAAUGUAUAAGGAAAGAUACUCAAGGAAGGACCAUAUAUGUCAAAGUAUUUUAUCAAGCAAUAAUCAAACGAGUUGGUAGAGGUAUUUUAUUCUUUUAUCAACCAUAUGCAGUAUAUUCUUCAAGUUCAAGCAGAUGCAAGUAAUUUAUAUCAGAUAGCAAUCAACAGUACCUCUAUUCCAUGAGCAUUUCACAUUGCUUGUUUGGCGUUCUCUUUGAUCAAGUUUCUAAGGCAGACCGUGUGCCACGGAAUACUGUUGCAUCUUUU
Molecule: messenger RNA, 1635 nt
Organism: Fragaria vesca subsp. vesca
Lineage: Eukaryota; Viridiplantae; Streptophyta; Magnoliopsida; Rosales; Rosaceae
Exons: 3
Coding region: 97-1065 (322 amino acids)
Source: RefSeq, a predicted model, not a curated record